AUGGCAAUUCCAUAUAUAAUUCGUUUUUGGUUAUAUUUAAUCUUCCUUAUUCCAUCGGUUCUAUGUGCUCUAUUUUGUCUUUAUCAUUUUCUUAUUGAUCGAGUACUUCGCAAAGCACUUAAUAAUCAUGUAGUAAUGCUCAUACUCUUUCUCGGUGUUUUUUUAAAUCUGACUGACAUAGUCUGGUACAUUGAUUUUUAUCGCACUGGUCAUCCUUUGUCAUUAACAGAAGCCUUUUGUAUGACAUGGACAUAUAUUGAUUAUGCUGUAUUUGUAUCAAUAACAUUACUAGUAGCUUGGGGAUCAAUUGAACGACAUAUUCUUAUUUUUCAUCAAAAUCUGGUUUCUACACAAAUCAAACGUUUUCUUGUACAUUAUUUACCAUUGUUCACAGUUACUAUGUAUCCUUUUAUAUACUAUAUUAUUAUAUAUUUUGUUUUGCCGUGUGAUCCAUGGAUCGAUUUCACCACGUCAGGAUGUGGUAUUUCUGCUUGUGCAUAUAACACUGCAUUCCUUGGAAUGUGGGAUAGUAUAGCACAUAAUAUUGUACCUAUAUUUAUUAUUGUUAUCUUUAGUAUGGCUCUUUUUGGACGAAUAUGGUAUAGUAAAUAUCGAAUCAAUCAAAGAAUGCGAUGGAAAAACUAUAGAAAAAUGUCAAUUCAACUAUUAUCUAUAUCUGCUAUUUAUUUAAUAAUAGUAUUUCCAUCAAUGAUUUUAUAUACUGUUUAUACAGCCGGUAUAAGAGAUAAUUCGUAUUAUGAUUUCUUUGAUAUUAGUUAUUAUCUGUCGUAUUUUGUUACUUUACUUGCUCCAUUUGUGAGUGUUGUCUCAUUACCGGAACUUCGAACGAAACUCAAAAAAAUCAUUCAAUUUUUUUCACUAUCGAAAUGUACUCGUCGUAAUCAAAUAAUACCAAUAAAUCAUUCGACAACUCACUGA
Molecule: messenger RNA, 939 nt
Organism: Adineta steineri
Lineage: Eukaryota; Metazoa; Rotifera; Eurotatoria; Adinetida; Adinetidae
Source: the annotation of a GenBank genome assembly